This is a messenger RNA of Physeter macrocephalus (sperm whale), 3092 nucleotides long. It is a transcript of the gene ZNF787, whose product is annotated as zinc finger protein 787. Bases 1327 to 2397 code for a protein of 356 amino acids. Gene Ontology annotation, cellular component: chromatin; transcription regulator complex; PcG protein complex. The transcript is spliced from 3 exons. The record is from RefSeq and is a predicted model, not a curated record. Gene Ontology annotation, biological process: regulation of transcription by RNA polymerase II. Lineage: Eukaryota; Metazoa; Chordata; Mammalia; Artiodactyla; Physeteridae. Gene Ontology annotation, molecular function: RNA polymerase II cis-regulatory region sequence-specific DNA binding; DNA-binding transcription factor activity, RNA polymerase II-specific.
GGCCUUGGGGAGUUCUUCCCAGCUGGUCCCUCACCCUUCCCUGGACCCUCGCUUCCUCUGUCUCCCCUUCCCCUCCCGUGGCUCGGGGCUCACCAUCCUUCCUCUGGGGGCUCCGCCGGGCCGCCUCCCGGGCCUGUGUGGGGUCUCCGAGUUCCCUCCCAGCUGGGAGCCCCUGGGGGCUGCCCCCUCCCCUCGCUGGGUGCUCGGCAGCAUUUCCAGGUGGCCCCUCGGUCCUCCCGGGCGGGAUGCUCUUUAGACCAGCGUGGCAGGCCCACAUACCAGUGGGCCAGGACGUGGAGAGCUGGGGACAGACUGUGACGUGUGGGGAGCGGCAGGCGCACGGAGCAGGGCCAGUGACCAUCCUGGGGGACGGCUGGGUGUCUGGGAUGUUAUGGGGCCUGUAUCUUUCUGGGGUUUUAUCUGUCACUUUUUAAAACAUUGGCCACAUGUUUUGUUUGACAGAGCGUUAUUUGGGUUGAAUAAAACUCACCUUUGAGCCCUCGGGGACUAGGCUUUGCUUGCUGAGACCCCACCCGGCCCCGCUGGCCCCUUCACGGCCUCACCCCUUGCCCCCUGGUGAGGAUGUGCUCCCCGUUUCCGGGGGUUUUCACGCGGGGCGCCUGAGAAAUAAAGUGUGAGCUCUUCUUCGUGCUGCUUUGGAUGCGCCUUCGUGCGGGCAUCGCGUCCUCGUGCGUUUUGGACGGGGUCAGCCAGCAUUUCGUGCUGUGAGGGGCCAGAGGGGAGGUGUUUCCGGCUGUGUAGGCCUCGUGCCCCUGCAGCGUGGAAGUGAAUGGGCGCGACCAGGUUCCUUACAGAGCAGGCUCUGAGGUCGUGAUCCCGGCGCCAGCGUGUCGCAGUCGUCCAAGAGAGGUUACGAGGGCCUGGGCGGGCUGGGGAUAGAUCGCAAAAGGCACUCGAGCCCCUUCGCCUGAUCUGGUUCUAAGAUCCACUGAGGGGGUGAGGGAAGCUCCUUGGGCUGGCUCCGGGCAGCCGUGGUUACACAGGAGGAAACAGAUUUCAGGGCACAUGGCGCGUGGGGCGCAGAACCCUCCAUCACCCAGCAGGAGGGCGCACGGCCCAUCCUUUCCCGUUUCAUGCUGCCGGGCCUGCCCCUUCCUCCUUUCCCCGUCUUUUAGCCUUUUUAAAAUUAAUUUUACAGUCUGUUUCAUGCUGGAAAUGUCAAACAUCGAUAGUGUGGUGAUUGCACUACCCACUGCCCGGCCUUAGCGAUUCUCCAGCAAUAACAAACGCUCAUCUCAUCUGACGAAGCGUUGCCCAGUGUGUGAAGGUGUCCCCAGCUGUCUCCAAAAUGCAUGUUUGCCUUGAAUGGACAUCCUCAUCAUGGAUGAUGAUGACGUCCCCAGCUGGCCCCCAACCAAGCUGUCCCCGCCCCAGUCGGCGCCCCCGGCUGGUCCCCCGCCCCGGCCGCGGCCGCCCGCCCCCUACAUCUGCAACGAGUGCGGCAAGAGCUUCAGCCACUGGUCCAAGCUGACGCGGCACCAGCGCACGCACACGGGCGAGCGGCCCAACGCCUGCAGCGACUGCGGCAAGACCUUCUCGCAGAGCUCGCACCUGGUGCAGCACCGGCGCAUCCACACGGGCGAGAAGCCCUACGCCUGCUCCGAGUGCGGCAAGCGUUUCAGCUGGAGCUCCAACCUCAUGCAGCACCAGCGCAUCCACACGGGCGAGAAGCCCUACGCCUGCCCCGACUGCGGCCGCAGCUUCACGCAGAGCAAGAGCCUGGCUAAGCACCGGCGCUCGCACAGCGGCCUCAAGCCCUUCGUGUGCCCACGCUGCGGCCGCGGCUUCAGCCAGCCCAAGAGCCUGGCGCGCCACCUGCGGCUGCACCCGGAGCUGUCGGGGCCUGGCGUGGCGGCCAAGGUGCUGGCGGCCAGCGUGCGCCGGGCCAAGGCACCCGAGGAGGCGGCGGCGGCGGACGGCGAGAUCGCCAUCCCGGUGGGCGACGGCGAGGGGAUCAUCGUGGUGGGCGCGCCGGGCGAGGGGGCCGCGGCGGCCGCAGCCAUGGCGGGCACGGGGACCAAGGCGCCGGGACCCCGCUCGCGGCGCGCCCCGGCCCCCAAGCCGUACGUGUGCGUGGAGUGCGGGAAGGGCUUCGGGCACGGGGCCGGGCUCCUGGCCCACCAGCGCGCCCAGCACGGGGACGGGCUCGGGGCGGCGGGGGGCGAGGAGCCCGCGCACAUCUGCGUGGAGUGCGGCGAGGGCUUCGUGCAGGGCGCGGCGCUGCGGAGACACAAGAAGGUCCACGCCGUGGGCGCGCCCUCCGUCUGCAGCCGCUGCGGACAGAGCUACUACCGGGCAGGCGGGGAGGACGACGACGACGACGACGAGGCGGCGGGCGGGCGGUGCAGCGAGUGCCGCGGCGGGGAGGGCCGGUAGGGGCGGGGGCCCGGGGGGGCAGGGCCCCUCGGGCUUGGCGGGGACGACGGCGCAGGACCCAGAGACCCGGGGAGAAACGGACAGAGGGCUGCCCCGGACCGGCGGCGCGCUCUACCCCCUCCCCUCCCGCGGCCCGUGCGGCCCGAGAGGUGCGGCGGGCCUGGGGCGGGACGCUGGCGACGCUCACCGGGCCGCCCGGCCCCUCCCAGCGCCCGGCCCUCGGCCUGGCCUGGCCCUUGUAGGUUCUCGGCCGAGCCCGAAUCAAGACGUUGCGUGAGAACUAGAGAGACCAAGAUACGACAAAACCCACGAGCGAAAGACCAUUUUCCCUCUUUCUCUUCCCCCACCAACGGGGGGUGUUGAGAGGAUGGCGAACAUUGGGACCUUUCCACUCGGAGGGGCCCCAGAGAGGGAAGGGAAAGAGGGGUCCUUUUCCCUUUUAGAGUUUUCUUUAUAAUCAUAUCCCCUUCCUGACCCUGCCUACCUAUUAUUUUCUCUCUCCUCCUUCGCGGGUCCCAUCCUUUCCCCUCGCCCUAGUCCUUCCUCCCCCUCCUGGAUCUGGGGUAGCAGAGAAGUGCUGGAGCGGAACUAGCCCCUGUCCCAGGCGCACCCCGCAGAAAAUGGGUUCCCGUUUCAUCCCAGGCCUGGGCACGGUUGGAGGAGGGGAGCGGGGGGCAAUAAAUCGCACUAUCCAA